Messenger RNA from Penicillium lagena, 486 nucleotides. RefSeq lists its product as uncharacterized. The record is from RefSeq and is a predicted model, not a curated record. The transcript has a single exon. NCBI's taxonomy places the organism in Eukaryota, Fungi, Ascomycota, Eurotiomycetes, Eurotiales, Aspergillaceae. Bases 1 to 486 code for a protein of 161 amino acids.
AUGCGCGGUGUCGCGCGUCGGAAAAGGGGAUGGCGUGGUCGGGACGAAGGCGGGGUGAGAACAGGGACUGAGCGCCGCGGAGAUAAGCAGCGGAGGCGUGAGAGGGAUGAGAAUAUAAUGCUCAGGGAGUCAGGCAGCGGGUCAGAAGGUCCGGGCCAUGAUCCCGCGAUGAUAAGCCGAAGUGGUCCAGGGAUGUCGGGGGCGAUCGGUCGAUAUGGGAAAACCGCAGUGGAAGCCGAGCGCACGCGUAAGGAACAGAUCGCGGAGGCAGAUUACAUCGCAUCGGCCCUUGGGUGUGCUGAUCGGGUGAGGGAGAGGCAGUCGAAGUGGGUGGGAAGGGGGGAAUCAACAGACGGAAGAGAGGGAGAAGGUGAAGUGCAAACAAAGAGGGGAGUGGGUGGAGCAGGGAUCAACACUAUACGGCAGUACCUCGUCGUCAGUGUCCAACCGACUCCGUAUGAUGGUCGUCGGACUCUGAUCUCCUAG